AUGAGCCCACGGGCACGAUUGGAAAAAAUCAAACAGCAACUUGCCGCACCUGCGGUGGUUGCACCGAUGUUUCUGGUCUCCGGUCCCGACAUGGUUGUCGCUGCUAUCCGGGCUGGCUUGAUCGGUGCUUUUCCGGCGCCUAACGCAAGAAAUAUUUCCAUCUUUGAAGACUGGUUGCAACGAAUCAGCAGCGUGGCUAAUGCCAGCACUGAGCGGGAAUUCGCCGGCAGCUGGGCGGUUAACUUGGUUGUUCACCGGACCUAUCCUCGGCUCGAUGAAGAAGUCGCGCUGCUUGAAAAGUACCAGCCGCCCAUUGUGAUCACAGCGCUGGGCAGCCCCAGCGCAAUUGUAGAACGUGUUCAAGCCUAUGGUGGGAUGGUGAUAGCCGAUGUGAACAGCGUUGCCUACGCGCGCAAGGCAGCCGCUGUUGGCGUUGAUGGUUUGGCUUUGGUCAGUGCCGGUGCCGGCGGCCACACCGGGCGCGUUACUGGUUUCACUUUCAUUCCAGCAGUGCGCGAUUUUUUCGACGGCAUCAUCAUUGCCGCUGGAGGGAUCUGCAAUGGUCAGGGCAUUCGAGCCGCGGAGGCCCUGGGUGCUGAUUUAGCCUACAUGGGCACAACCUUUAUUGCGACCGAGGAAAGCCUAGCUUCUGCUGAGUACAAGCAAAUGGUGGUCGAUGCUGGCCCCGACGAUCUGGUGUUAACCGAUUCGUUUAGUGGGGCGCCAGCUUACUAUCUGCGCGAGAGUAUCGUUCGGGCUGGGCUGGACCCGGACGAUUUGCAACCGGGCAACGGCAUGAAUCUCACCGGCUCAGAGAAAAAGGUGAAAGCCUGGAAAGACAUUUGGUCGGCGGGGCCGACUGCGCAGGUGGUCCAGCAGAUUGAAUCGGUUGGGUCCCUGGCUGGCAAGAUUGCCGAGCAAUAUCACGCCUAG
Molecule: messenger RNA, 933 nt
Organism: Nerophis lumbriciformis (worm pipefish)
Lineage: Eukaryota; Metazoa; Chordata; Actinopteri; Syngnathiformes; Syngnathidae
Source: RefSeq, a predicted model, not a curated record